This is a messenger RNA of Podospora pseudocomata, 4984 nucleotides long. RefSeq names its product cytoskeletal protein binding protein (gene SLA1). Gene Ontology annotation, molecular function: cytoskeletal protein binding; protein-macromolecule adaptor activity; ubiquitin binding. Gene Ontology annotation, biological process: regulation of actin filament polymerization. Lineage: Eukaryota; Fungi; Ascomycota; Sordariomycetes; Sordariales; Podosporaceae. The record is from RefSeq and is a predicted model, not a curated record.
GUUAUCUAAGGCUGACUGCCAGGUUGUACAGAGACAGGAAAGAGAAGGCUGCCCGGGCGGACUCCUGCACAUGUAUGUGUUAAUUGAAUUCUGCUAUGAGACGUCAGCUUUUCACUCGUCCUAGACAAACCUAGACCUUGUGCAUACCUAUCUACAGAAUUGCGUUUUUAACGUUGCGCCUUCUUGCAGGCACAUCUUCAACUCCUGUCCAGUCUAGCCUUUGAAACAUAUUGGGAAUAGCCCGGCCAAUUUCCCCCGGUCCGCCGAGCGAUAGCUUCUGGGUCCCCAUUCAUUCAAUCAUCUCUCGACCACCUCCUUUUGCAUGUUAUUAUUUUCGUAACCAACUUCUCCGACUUUUUUUGACUAUCCCAGGACGACAAGAGGGAGAGAUUGAGGGAGAAAGGUUUGGACGAAGAAGAAGCACCACCACCGGCAGAAGAGCGAGCCAUUUGUGGGCAAAAGACCACACGCUCGCGCCUUUUCGGUCCACUUUCCGGGGCAACGCCCACGUUUGUCCACUUUCCCAUUCGCAUUCGAUUCGUCCGCCUGUUGCAACAGUCCAGCGUUCUCUCUGGAAGCGCCAAGUCCACUGGCUUCGGCUACAGCCCAACGUCAACAGUCAACAGUCAAGGAAAAACCAGCCAGCAGAGGGAAAUCUACUGUUGCAUCAACCUUUCCCCGCGCGCGCGCAGUGCCCUUCGCCGCCUGUGACGACAACAACCCAUUUUCCAACAACGCCGUGAACCCCUUUCCGAAUGCUUCGUACCAUUGACCAUCUCGACCGAUAGCGCGCGGCACCCCGCUCCCCCCCCCCCUUAACGAUCGAUCCAGCUCGAGUUACAAAGACUGCGGCAGCAAUGGGGUUCCUUGGUGUGUACAAGGCCCUGUACGACUACACUCCCCAGGCGGAGGGGGAACUAUCAAUCACCGAGGGCGACGUUCUGUAUGUGUUGGAAAAGAGCACGGAUGAUGACUGGUGGAAGGCCAAGAAGAAGGCUACGGCCGAGGAUGAGGAUGAGCCGGUUGGCUUGAUCCCGAAUAACUACAUCGAGGAGGUAAAACCGGAAAGCAAGGCUCGCGCGCUGUAUGAAUACACCAGGCAAACCGACGAGGAGCUGUCCUUCCCCGAGGAGGCCCAGCUCGACGUUUACGAUACUACUGACCCGGAUUGGAUUUUGGUAGGGUACCAAGGAGAUUUCGGGUUCGCGCCGGCCAACUACAUUGAGAUUGCGGCUGGUGGACAAAAGCAGGAGGAGGCCGCACCGUCCAUCCUAACUCCGCCUCCGCUUCCCGUCAGGACGCCGAGCGAUGCCGCGCCCAGCCCCGCCCUUCCCCCGAGACCCCCAUCGGAGCCGGCCAGCCCGGCUUCGCCUCCUGUCGCGCCGAACCCAGCCAGCAUGAUUGCGGGUAUGAUGGCUGCUCGGGGAGGUCAUACCCCCGCGCCAUUGGACCUCCAGCCAUCUGGACAACGGCAUGUUGCUGAAGAAGAAGAAGAAGAACAAGAGGUCAAAUCGCCACCUCUUCCGACCCGGCCGCGUGGUGAUUCUCAGGCCUCGGAGCCUGCCCGCUCGGCGCCUGCUUCGGGCGGUCUGAAGACACACGGGUUCCGUGACAGUGAUCGCAUCGACCGCUAUAGCGACUCUGUUCCUCAGACUCCAAACACGGCACCACUCACCCCUGGCGACUUUCACAUGUAUAACAUUAAUGAAAUGGUCUCGGUGAUGGGCAAGAAGAAGAAGAUGCCUACUACUCUGGGCAUCAACCUUCGGACUGGCAUUAUCUUGAUUGCUCCCGAACAUGCUUCGGACGGCCCAUCGCAGGAGUGGACGGCGAACUUGAUGACGCAUUAUUCUCGGGAAGGCAAGCACGUCUUUAUGGAGCUGGUCAAACCAAGCAAGAGCAUCGACUUUCAUGCGGGCGCAAAGGACACCGCAGAAGAGAUUGUUGCGAUGCUUGGGGAGCUGGCCGGGGCCGUGCGUGCUGAGGGACUGAUGGAGAUUGUCAAGGCCACCAAGGGGAGCAAGGUGCCUCAGCAGAAGACUGGCGUUGUUUUGUACGAUUUCUUGGCCCAGGGCGAGGACGAGGUUACGGUUGGGAUUGGUGAUGAGGUUAUCAUCUUGGACGACACCAAGAGCGAGGAGUGGUGGAUGGUCCGCAGGGUUAAGAACCAGUUGGAAGGCGUCGUUCCGAGCAGCUACAUUGAAGUCACCGGCAUUCUCGACACUCCGGUUCCGACAUCGGCUUCCGGUAUCAACGCGGGCCGGUCGACCAUCGAGCAGAACCGGCUGGAGGAGGCGAGAUUGACGAAGGAGGCGCUCAAGGCGGCGAAGCGGGAGGAGAGAAAGGAAAGGGAGGGGAGAAGUUCAGAGGUAGGCCCUGGAUUGCGUUUGCCCGAGCGAAGUAGUAGUUUGUCUCAGGCCAGAAAUGGUAACACUGUGGGACAACAGCACUCCAGCAGACGCGAGAACGGAGCCUCGGGUUCGUCGAAAUCGAAGGAUGGGAGCGUCAAGUCGAAACCCGACCCGGCCAAGGUGCGGACGUGGACGGAUCGGUCAAAGUCUUUUACCGUCGAGGCUCAGUUCCUCGGGAUGAAGGAUGGCAAGCUCAACUUGCACAAGGUGAACGGUGUCAGGAUCGCGGUACCCAUCGCCAAGAUGUCGAUUACGGAUCUGGAAUAUGUCGAGCAGAUCACCGGCAUCUCGCUCGACGAAGACAAGCCCCUUUCCGAUCUCAAGAAGAAGGCUGCCGCCGAGAAUGCUCGCAGCGGACGUUCCUCGUCUUCCAAGACCAAGGUCGGAGCGUCUAUUGAGCCAAAGAAGUCCACUUACGAUUGGUUCCAGUUUUUCCUGGAUUGCGACAUUCAACCUCAGUCCUGCGAACGGUACUGUCAAGCGUUCGAAAGGGACUCCAUGGAUGAGAGCGUGUUGCCAGACGUGAAUGCUACGGUGUUGAGGAAAUUGGGAUUCAAAGAAGGUGAUAUCAUCAAGGUUAUGCGAUACCUGGAUACGAAGUAUGCCCGAGGCAAGGGUAGUGUUGGCGAUGAUGAGUCUGGUGGUGGUUUGUUCUCGGGUCCUGGGGGCGCUCUCCGAAACAACACCAGAAAGGGACGGCCAGCCCCACCAGUGGAGACUAACAACGUUGUUGAUCCUAAUGCCUUUAAGAAGGACGGUAGCGGUGCCGAGCCCAAGUCGGCGUCUCCCACCACUGCGACAGGACCGGCAGCUGCAGCGGCCGCUCCAAGCAAACCCGCAGGUGGAUUCGAUGACGAUGCUUGGGAUGUGAAGCCUUCCAAGACUCCCGAACCAGCUCCGGCAGCGAAGGCACCUGAACCCGCACCGGCUCCCGUUGCGGCUCCUGCGCCAGCCCCUGCUCCCGCUCCCACUCCCGCUCCCGCCCCCGCUCCCACGCCCAGUACGGCCAAGCUCACGGGCUCGAUGCAGGAACUGUCAUUGCUCUCUCAGCCAUUAGUUCCAGAACAGGUUCAGCCUCCACCAGCUCCUCCUGCUUUGGACUUCUCGCCUGCUCCCACCGCCGCCGCAGUUGCCCCGGUUCCAGCUCCCGCGCAAGUUCCACAGCCUACCGGCGCGACCCCUGGCUUUUUUGGUGGUCUGCAAGCUCCCGUUGUCAACGGACAGCCGCUCACUCAACAGCUCCCGCAAAACAUUGCCCGUGCUAGACCUGUGGCACCUCAGUAUACCCAGGGUCAAGGCGGUUUGAUCGCUCCUCCUCCUCCGUCUCGACCACUAUCAGCUCCUCAGACGGCUCAACCCAGUCAAUUCGCGCCACCACCACUCCAGCCCCAGAUGACGGGCUUCCAGACACAAGUCGCGCCCCCGGGUCAGAGCCUAGCCGAGAUCAGCCAGCAGCGGAUGCAGCAGCAAUACGCCGCCCAGAUGCAAGCCCAACAGCAGCAGAUGCAGCCUCAAAUGACGGGGAUGCAGCCCAUGAUGCAGCCCAUGAUGACGGGUAUUCCUGCUCAGCCAACAGGUUUCCAGCCUGUUCCGGCGGGGCCGUUCAUGUCACAACCCACGGGCAUGGCACCACCCAUGCAGCCGAUGCAGAUGCAGCCUACCGGGUUUGGUGUUGGUGGGUUCGGACAGCCGCCGGUUCAGCAACAGCCUUUUGCUCCUGGUGGCGGGCUGCCCAUGCCGUUGCAGCCUCAGCAGACGGGUAUGAGUGUGCUGCAGCCGCAGAUGACGGGAUUGACUGGGUUUGGGACAACAGGAAGUCCAGUGGGUGGGGGGUUGGCGGCGCCGAUGCAGCCUUUGAUGCCGCAGAAGACGGGGCCGCCACCGCCGGUGAGAUUUGGGGUGCAGCCUGAUGCGAAGAAGUUGGCGCCGCAGGCUACCGGACGGAGGGCGAAUUUGGCUGCAGCUACACCGGAUAAUCCGUUUGGGUUUUAAUUGUAGUUUGUGAGGGGGUUGGAAUGGGUGGUAAUGUGAAUAGAGGGUGGCCAGGGGGAUGUACGGGGGAAAGUUGGUGGGUUGAGGAGUGGUUAGAAGGGGUGGUUGUUGGAAGAGAAGGGGGCUGUUGUUUGUGUUGUAUUGAGUUGUGUGGGUUGUCUCUGGCUGUGGUUGUUGUGGGCUGAAGCGAUGCAACCGAUUUUACUAUAUCUAUUCUUUGCUUUUUAUUAUUCAAUGCGUUGUUUUUCUUCGAGUAGAACUGCUUGUUGUACUGUGCCAUGCAAAAUAUUUUGGUUCUAGUAUAGCGUGCGUGGGAAAAGGGGUAAACAACAGAGAAGAAGGGGUAACUGUACGUACACCUAGGGCGACUUCGCAGCAUCAGUUGAGAGGACGAUAGGGAAAUAUAUGUUAGUAAACUUUGGGAACCGUUUUGAGAAGUCCAUGGGUAGUGAGUGUGUGAUUUGGGAUGUGUGACCAUCUUGGGAAUGAGACGCCGUUUAUACAUUCUUUCAAGGCGCGGUUCAGCAUGGCGGUGCCAGCUACCUAUCUUGUCCACGUUGUGAGACCUCAACCCAAGGCAG